This is a messenger RNA of Sinocyclocheilus rhinocerous, 1011 nucleotides long. Its product is annotated as transmembrane protein 97-like. The record is from RefSeq and is a predicted model, not a curated record. Bases 352 to 885 code for a protein of 177 amino acids. The transcript has 3 exons. NCBI's taxonomy places the organism in Eukaryota, Metazoa, Chordata, Actinopteri, Cypriniformes, Cyprinidae. Gene Ontology annotation, cellular component: endoplasmic reticulum.
UUAUUUAUUUAUUUAUUUUAUUUUAAUGACAGUGGUGGCUAAUGUCUAGUUGUGCAAAGAUGAAAUUGGCCGCUAUAGGUACCUACAGCAUUUUUGGGCAUCAAACUGCAGCAUCUAUUUAAAAAAAACUUUAGUUGCUAUGGUAAUUUUAGUAAGGCUUGUGGUUCUGCUCCAUGAGCCAAUGUGCAAUCAGGAACCCGCCCACUUCAGGAAUCAACCAAUGGAAUGACAAAGAUUAGAAACGACUGAAUUGAAGGACCAAUCAGAAAUAGAGGAGUAACACGCUACUCCACACUGACCACUGACGCCGUCUACUACUGCUGACAUAUUGACAAAGGAACGCUAACCAAAAUGUUUCUUCGGGCCUUAGAAAUCAUAUAUUUCUUUUACUUUUUGUCCCACAUUCCAAUCACUCUCAUGGUUGAUCUUCAACCUUUAAUUCCUGAACAUCUGUAUCCAUCCGAGCUGAAAAACCUAUUGCAGUGGUAUGCUGCUGAAUUCAAGGAUCCGAUGAUGAUGGACCCGCCUGUGUGGUUCAGAUCUUUUGUAUUCUGCGAGGCUCUCGUGCAGCUGCCCUUUUUCCCAAUUGCUGCAUACGCCUUCAUGAAGGGUGGCUGCAAAUGGAUCAGGACUCCAGCAAUCAUUUAUUCUGUUCAUGUGGCCACCACUCUAAUCCCCAUUUUAAGCCACGUCCUUUUUUAUAACUUUCCACUGGCGCCACAUCCGGGACCCCAAACUCUGAAAGAACGUCUGACCCUGGUGUCCAUUUAUGCUCCGUACCUCAUCAUCCCUGUCAUGAUACUGCUUACCAUGCUCUUCAGCUCAACAUACAACUCAGCCUCUCUGAAAGGAAACGCUUCCUCAAAGUCCAAGAAACAAAGAUAGAUGCAGUUCAUCCCUUCCACACAUUCCUCUUAUGAUGAGCGUAUGUAUUCAUUAUAGUUGUUGCUAGUAAUUAAAUGUGAUUAAAUAUUUGAAUAUGUGCCAAGAUAUUUGAAAAUUGUAUGUAGC